Amoebophrya sp. A25 is the source of this 1148-nucleotide messenger RNA. The record is from the annotation of a GenBank genome assembly. Lineage: Eukaryota; Dinophyceae; Syndiniales; Amoebophryaceae.
CUGCAAGACCAGCGUCUCGAGUUGCUGAAGGGCUUGGAAUCUAUUGGCGUGAGCCCUGCAGCUGCGUAGGACGUAGAAGCUCUUGCUAUAUCAACCGCGCCAAAGAUGAAGAGAGGCCGUAAAGCGGGCGACGAUGAAACCAAGAGUCGCGACGCCUGGCCCUCCAGUCGGCAGAGGCAGAAAAAACAGGCCAAGCCGGACGACGAGUACUCAUCAUUCGAAGACACGCGCGCAGACCCCCUGAUAUUUGAAAUGACCACGGGCGCCGUACCAAAACCACUACAGCGGAUCUACCUGCAGUUCUUGCACUAUGGCGACGUCGUAUGUAAAUCGUUUUCUAUUCUUACUAGGUCAAAUUUUUUGGAUAAUGGCCAUCUGGCCUGUGCUCCAUUUCUUGUACAGCUGACCUCAUAAUUUAUUGUAGCCCGUAGGUAUCAACUUUCACUCUUGUUGUUGGUCAUCGCUUGAUAUAGUUCUAAAGACUGCACGCGGUGAAGACGCAGUUCGCUGAGGAGAUCCGACAGGAGCGGAGCAAGGCGCUAGCGUUCCCAUUUCAUUCGAUGUCUCUAUUACAUCAUUUUCAUCCAGUCCGACGAUCGGUCCGCAGUCUCCGGCUCUCGCGAUAGAGGAUAUCAAGUGCGGCGAGCCAGAAGGAAACGAGGACGGAAAACAAGCUAACACCGCGAGUCAGAAGAAGGAGGCAACUGUUCCGAAAAGAAGCGACAUUCUCGAGAAAGAUGCUAAAAGUUCACUGUUCGGACCCCCUCGAGGCGUGAGUGAUAAGAAGCCGCUUGCGUCUGCAAGCGUUAUCGAACUCUCAGACUCUUCAGACGAGGAUGCAUAGCUCGAAGAAGAGUGAUCCAGUAUGCUUGUGCGAUAAAUCAAUGAAAGCAAUUUGGUGAUUGUCUACAUCUACUUCGAACUAGUCCGGAGUUGCUUCAAAGCUAUAGGAGCCCGAUGGAUUCAAAGAGUACACUGCAGUUCUACUGUUAGAUAAGCUUGCGAGUGAUUGAUGGAAUGAAACGUCACUACUUCCCCAUCCCUCGUUGUUUCUAGAAAAUGGGACGAACUCCCCUUCCCUAAACCCAGGAAUAAGAUUCCGUUUGAAAUAUUUUCGGACCAGACUUUCAGGAAAGAUUCGAUCAAGG